This is a messenger RNA of Hypanus sabinus (Atlantic stingray), 3539 nucleotides long. It is a transcript of the gene ace2, whose product is annotated as angiotensin I converting enzyme 2. Gene Ontology annotation, biological process: proteolysis. The coding region runs from base 89 to 2536 and encodes 815 amino acids. The transcript has 18 exons. Gene Ontology annotation, molecular function: peptidyl-dipeptidase activity; metallopeptidase activity. NCBI's taxonomy places the organism in Eukaryota, Metazoa, Chordata, Chondrichthyes, Myliobatiformes, Dasyatidae. Gene Ontology annotation, cellular component: plasma membrane. The record is from RefSeq and is a predicted model, not a curated record.
UGUUCAAAGGCCAUUAUGGUACGGGCUGAUUAAGCAGUAGUACUUGGACAAAUUAGUCUCACUUGGAGAUAUUCAACCUGUGGUGAGGAUGUUUCUGCAAGGGCUGUGUAUUCUAAGCUUCACCACAGUUGUACUCUCCCUGUCACCUGAGGAAGAAGCCAGGAAAUUUUUGGAGAAGUUUAGUGCAGAUGCUGAACAUCUGGUCUAUCAAUCUUCAAAGGCAUCGUGGAACUACAAUGUCAAUAUCACUCAGCAAAAUGCAGAAGAGAUGAAUGCGGCAGGUGCUGUGUGGUCUCAGUUUUACCAACAAGCUUCUGAUAAUGCCAGCAAGAUUGACCUCACCCGGAUAACGAAUGAAACAAUCAAACAACAACUGGAAAUGCUUCGAGACAAAGGAUCUGGCAUUUUACCCACAAAUGAUUAUAACCUCCUGAAUAAUAUUCUGAAUAAUAUGAGCACAAUCUACAGCACUGGAACCGUCUGCUAUCCAGAUCAGCAUUCCAACUGCUUGGAACUAGAUCCAGAGUUGACCAAUCUAAUGGCCCAAAGCAGAAACUAUAAUGAGAGGCUGUGGGCCUGGGAAGGCUGGCGAGUUAAUGUGGGGAAGAAACUCAGACCACUCUAUGAGCAAUACGUCGUUCUGAAGAACAAGGCUGCCAAGAUGAAUGGAUAUGAAGACUAUGGUGACUACUGGAGGCAUAACUAUGAAACCACUGGCAUGGGAAAGUUUGCAUACAACUCUAACGAACUGGUGACAGACGUGGAACGGCUGCUCAAAGAGAUAAUGCCACUGUACAAGGAACUGCAUGCGUAUGUAAGAGCAAAGCUCAGCGAUGUCUUCGGUUCACAACGUAUCAGUCCAAAAGGAUGCCUCCCCGCUCACUUAUUAGGUGACAUGUGGGGAAGAUUUUGGGGAAAUCUAUAUAACUGGUCAAUUCCGUUUCCAGAACAGAAAGAUAUAGAUGUGACAUCUGCAAUGGUAAAUCAGGCUUGGGAUCCAAAAAGGAUGUUUCAAGAGGCUGAUGAAUUCUUCCAGUCUUUGGGCCUCAGACCAAUGAAUAGCAACUUCUGGAAAUACUCCAUGAUCGAGAAACCUACUGAUGGACGUAAAGUUAUCUGUCAUCCAACAGCUUGGGAUAUGGGCAAUGGAGAGGACUUCAGGAUUAAAAUGUGCACUAAAGUUAACAUGGAAGACUUCCUAACUGUCCACCAUGAAAUGGGACAUAUUCAAUAUGACAUGGAGUAUGCGAACCAAACAUACUUAUUCCGAAAUGGAGCCAAUGAGGGCUUCCAUGAGGCUGUUGGUGAGAUCAUGUCACUCUCUGCAGCCACCCCAAAGCACUUGAAAUCUCUACACCUUCUUCAGGACUCUUUUAUUGAAAAUAAAGAAACUGACAUUAAUUUCCUGCUGAAGCAAGCCCUGACUAUUGUUGGCACUUUGCCUUUCACUUUCAUGCUGGAGCAAUGGAGAUGGAAAAUAUUCAGAGGAGAAAUACCCAAAGAUCAGUGGAUGAAAAAGUUCUGGGAAAUGAAACGAGAGAUUGUUGGUGUUGUUGAGCCCCUCCCCCACGAUGAGACCUACUGUGAUCCAGCUGCAUUGUUCCAUGUUGCCAAUGACUACUCCUUCAUAAGGUACUUCACCAGGACCAUCUAUCAAUUCCAGUUCCAAGAAGCACUGUGUGAAACUGCAAGCCAUACUGGUGAACUGUACAAGUGUGACAUCACCAAUGCCACAAAAGCAGGCAGAAAGCUCAGUAACAUGCUCAAACUCGGGAGCUCCAAACCAUGGACCGAGGCACUUUGGCAAGUAACUGGACAGACCAGAAUGAAUGCCACACCUCUCCUGAACUACUUUGAACCCUUAUAUACUUGGCUGAAGAAAGAUAAUCAGAACAAUGCUAGAUUUGUUGGCUGGGACACCAACUGGAGCCCAUAUCUAAAAGAUUCAUUUAAAGUACGGAUCAGCCUGAAUGCUGCUCUCGGAGAAAAUGCCUAUACAUGGGAUUCAAGUGAAAAGUACUUUUUCCAAUCAACUGUGGCAUUUUCAAUGAGAAAAUACUGGCAAGAAUCAAAAGACCAGCCUACCAACUUUGUGGCCGAAAAUGUCCACAUAUUCGAUGAAACAAAAAGGAUAUCAUUUUAUUUCUAUGUUGUCAACCCAAACAACACAGAGGUUAUUCCAAAGGCUGAUGUGGAGGAAGCCAUCAGGAUGAACAGGAAUCGAUUCAACAAUGCAUUCCUACUAAACGAUGACACACUUGAGUUUGUUGGUGUUCCACCCACUUUUGCUCCAGUGAGUGAGGCUUCUGUCACUGUCUGGCUGAUUGUGUUCGGAGUUAUCAUCAGCUUGGUAUGCAUCGGACUAAUCAUCUUGAUCGUCAGUGGAUACAGAGCUAAGAAACUGAAAGCAAAAGCACAAAACACUGAAGAAGAUGGUGGUGAACUUCACAAAAGCAAAGAUGAGGACAUCAAGAUGGCAGGAGGAAUAAAAAAUGAAGCUUUCCAUCCUGAUGAGCCAGUGAAUACAGAGAUGUAAAAGAUCCACAUCCUUAUAAUUUUCUCUCAUUCCCAGGACAAGGUGAAUGCCCAUUGAUUAGCCUUUGAACCCAUUCCAAUUAUACUGAAGCUCUUGAACAGAUGUGAUUAUUGCAAGCUGUCCUUCUAUUUCCAGCAACAGCAUUAGUGCACAAUUAUCAGUUUAGAUAUUGCAAGCUGCUGAAAUUUAUCCCACAGACAUUUCCCUGAGAAAUCUAGAAAUAAAAAAAUUACAAUCAUAUGGCCUCUUUGGUCUACAUCUUCUACAACAGUACUAUAGGAGCACCUUCACCAUGAGGACAGCAGGGGUUCAAGAAGGCACCUCACCACUGCCUUCUCAUAGGAAUAGAGAUGGAUAAUAAAUGCUGACCUUGCCAGUGACACUGAGACACCCACCCUCAAAAAAGAAAAUAAUCCUACUCCAUAGUGUCAUUUUCAUCCUGAAAGAAGGGAGAAGGAUCAACUCUGAAUUGUAGCAGUGGAAGGAUCCUUAUCAGUCAGGCUUCACUGGUCUUAAUUCUUGCCUGGCCAUAGAAUUUAAAAUACCAUCUAAUAUUGUGAGCUGCAGAUUCUAGUGAUAUUUUAUUAACCCUAAGAGUAGAUGGGACCAAAAACAACAGCAUUUGAAGGGAUUUAGUGUGAGAUCUACUUGUCUCUUGCACACUGGCAACACACUCUUCUCCCACAAUCUUCCAAGAAUCUCAAUCAUUCAAUAAGAACACCUUGAUAUAACAAACUGGAGAAGAUUCAUACUGUUAAUAACAUGCUGACAUCUUCUGUGAACCCUUUCAUUUGACUCUCUGCUCCAUUUUUGUGCUGUUGAGGUUAGUAAAGUAACAUAAAGACAUUAAAUGAGAUCCUAAGGUGAUUGGCCAAGCAAGAUUUAAAAGCACGUUUUCCCACCACAGACUACUACUGGUGCUCAGCUCUGCUCUUUUAGACAAGUUUCACUGUAACCACUGAAUGAAAGUUUCAAAUAAAUAAAGAUAUAUCAGAGCCCCUUU